AUGAUCAAGGACUGUCCUUCUGGUCACCCUAUACGUCAUUUGUGUGCAAUUGUUGUCACAUUUGGCGCUAAACUGAACCCAAACCACAACUGUUUUGAAACAGCAAUGAAUUGCGAGUCUUUGGAUCAGCUCUUGAAUCACUUCCACUCUAAGAUCUCAAUCAUCACUGAUUUGUUUCCUUUGAGUCAAUUGUACGACAAUUACGACCACAAGAAUGAGUGGAAGAGAAACGCUGUCCUCGACUCCAACCACUGGAUCCAAUCGACCGACUCUUCGGACAACUAUUGUCUCGAAUCGGUUCCCAAAAAACCGGAUUUGAAGGAAAUGUCGCAAAUGAUUGUCGAAAUGAAAGCAAUGAUUGCAGACAUUAAGACAAUUGUGAGACAACAGAAGCGCAUAAUCGGUGACCGAAACACCAAAUAUAGCCAUCGAUUGGAUCUAAUGGUCAAACACUGCGAACACAUUAACCACAAUAUCCCCGCUUUUCUCACAAAUAAAGGCAAAGCUAAUGAGGAGAACAAUGAACUGCCGGUUAAGAGACAAACCAAUGGUCACAACAAUAAUCACAAACCGGUUUCCAAAGCGAUGCCUAAGUCUACCAGUAAUGCAAAGCCCGUGAAUACAACGAAACCAAACCCGAAGUCAACGCAAAACCAAACGGCGAGAACUGGUGGCAAGAAAUGUGUGGCCAAAGACACGAGUAUUCCCAGCAUUGCGUUCAUCACAACCGAAGAGUUCGCAACAAUUCCUCAGUAA
Messenger RNA from Medioppia subpectinata, 756 nucleotides. The record is from the annotation of a GenBank genome assembly. NCBI's taxonomy places the organism in Eukaryota, Metazoa, Arthropoda, Arachnida, Sarcoptiformes, Oppiidae.